AUGACUGCAAGAAACAUCCGUUUCGACUCUCUUUGUCCUAACCGACAAGUAGCAACUCAAGACUGUCCUCUUUGUAUUAAACGACGGAUCAAGUGCGAUCGAAGCCUACCGACAUGUGUCAAGUGCGCCAGCCGAGACCUGGACUGUCCUGGUUAUCAUCCUGUUCCGCUCAGAUGGAACCAAGGGGUGGCAAGCAGAGGCAAGUUUGCCGGAAAGUCAACUCCAGUUCUAGAUAAAGACAACAGAAAGUCAACGAAGCACAAACUCUCAAAACGAAGAACUGUAGAGGCCGAGGUCUCUUGUAACAGUCCUCAACCUCAACACACUCCAUCCUCAUUACCAGAAACAACCCUUGAUUUACAAACAUCCACAGACGUCCCCCAUCCAUCUCAAGACCUUGAUCUCGUUCAUAGCAUCUCAUCAGUCACACUUUCCAACAGUCUCCUAAACCACUUCUCCACCAGAGUCAUCCCUCGGCUGACCUGGAUCGACCUCCCCGGCAGUCCAUGGCGGAAGACGAUUCUACCUCUAGCCCAGAACUCGACUUGCCUCCGCCUCGCGAUCAGCAGUUUAGCAGCUGCUCACAUACAUACGACGUCGACCGAGACUACCGAUCAGACGGCCCGGCUCCUCCAGAUGCAGACAUGGCUCAGGGAUGAAAGUCUUCGGGUCUUGAAUCAAAAGAUGCGACUUGAGUUACAGCCAGCCCACGGAACAGUCCAGGCACAAACCAGCCAGUCUUUUGUCGAGAUUCUCACGGCAAUGCUGGUUCUAUGCUACACAGAGGCGUUUAUCCCCGGAUCAAGGGACUGGAAACUGCAUCUGCGUGCCUGUCGAACGCUCAUCAACUUCGGCAACUUACGGAGCCGCAGAACAACACCAAGCGCCAUCGAGAGCUUCAUACUCAAAGAAGUAGCCGAUCUCGACACAUUAUGCAAUAUUUCCGUCUUUACCAACGACUCGACAUCAUUAUCCGAACCCUUCGGCGAUACCAGAAUAUGGUCCUUUACGGGUGUGAUAAACGACAUUACAACUGUCGAGAGACAACGUCACCAUGCUCGACGAAAAGGUCAACAGCUGUCAGACAUCAACAUGGAAGAAUGGCGCCAAAGGGCUCAGAAUGCUUAUACUGAAGUGUCUGCUAGAGCCAACACACUCUCUGAGGACCAGGAUAUGCGACAGUGCUUCCAGGCUGUUGUCACGGCACACUACCACGCCACCAUCAUCUACAGCUACCAAGCCUUUGCUCCCGCCGAAAAAGUCCAAGAACUUGUCAAAUCCACUAUCGACAUCCUCCUCCGCGAAAUGCAAUCCGUCCUAGCAGGACAUGUACAUACCUUCUCCCACGAUCUGUUUCUUCCAUGCUUCAUCGCUGGCACCGAGUGUCGUGGAGACAAGCUGAGGCAGUCCAUUAUUGAGAAACUGUUUCUUGACUCUCUGUCUGUGACGGGACUCUGGUGCAACCAUACCGCUCUUCAGUUUCUCACGACUCUGUGGGGGAGCUCUGAGUAUGAAAUGGGUAUGAACUGGAUACAAUAUGCUCGAGAGAAUGAGGAACGGAUUGGCACCUUCAUUGCCUUUUGA
Molecule: messenger RNA, 1584 nt
Organism: Fusarium falciforme
Lineage: Eukaryota; Fungi; Ascomycota; Sordariomycetes; Hypocreales; Nectriaceae
Product: Zn(2)-C6 fungal-type domain-containing protein
Exons: 2
Coding region: 1-1584 (527 amino acids)
Biological process (GO): positive regulation of transcription by RNA polymerase II
Cellular component (GO): nucleus
Molecular function (GO): DNA-binding transcription factor activity, RNA polymerase II-specific; zinc ion binding; transcription cis-regulatory region binding
Source: RefSeq, a predicted model, not a curated record